UCGGAGUGACGCACUUUUUCCGGCUUAAAAGUGUGCUAUUGACUUAAUUGUAGCGGGAAAUCUCUUCAACAUUGUGUUAGUGAAACUGAAAAUAAUUAAGCCUCUGAACAACGAGUGAGCACACAAUUAUGAAAAGAGUGAUAAACAAACAGUUGAAGUUUGUUGUUGUUGCUGCAGUUUUAAAAUAAAUAUGAGAAAUUAAAUGCGGACAUCUGUAGCGAUGAAGAACGUUUCUGUGAUAUGUUUCAUUGUACAAAUAUGGAUUGGCUUACAGUUGCUAGCAGGUGAUGUGAAUGCAUAUUAUCCAUUUCGUGGGGAACGUGGAGCGCCUAUAAUUGAGCCAUUUGAUCCCUUCAUAACGAUUGAAGUCGGCGCAGAUAAAACAAUCGAAUGUAGAGGAGAAAAGCCGGUUGUAUGGAUAUCUGAGAUCCUUCAAAACAACGACGACAAUGUGAACAUAAACACAUUUGUAGACAGAUCAACGUCAGCUGAAGCCAAGAAUACUUAUAAAUCAAACUUAGAGUUCAACUCCAUCACAGCCGACUAUGUUGGCAAAUAUUAUUGCGUCUAUAAUAAUUCAAUUAGAGAUGAAUCAGAGACAAACUUUGAUAACGAAGUUGAAAAGUUCAAAGCAUCGUCAACUUAUAUUUUUGUGGAUGGGGAGUGGAGACUUGAAGUGAAUCUCAAAUAUCCAAUUAACACGCAAUUUUUAUAUUUAGAUCCAGACAAUCUUCUCGUCGAAUCUGGACACAAUAUGGUGAUUGGACAACAAUAUGUUCCAUUUAUUAUUCCAUGCAAGCCAACAUCACCAAAAGUUCGCGUUGAACUUAUUAAAGAAGACGGAGAGGCACAGAUUGAAGGCGACUACGAUCCCGAGAAAGGAUUCACCGUAAGUUUUGGUCACGUUGAAGACAGCGGCUUUUACGAAUGUCGAGUCGUGGAUCAAGAUGAUUAUUUGAUUCAAUUCCACGUAAUUGUAAACGAAAAUUGUGAGUCGAAUGAGAAUUGUAGUAGCGAGAAUAGAUUUUCAAUUAACACAACUAUUGAUGUAACUACUACCACUUCUUCCAUUUCACCGGAGUUUGUGCAACUGGAGCUUUUGGAGCGUCUCGAAAAAUUUUUGUCUGGUGAUGGACUAAUCAAUCGUAAAUCCAAGGCGUUGACAAGCUACCUUCCAACUCCGAAAAUAACAAGCGAUUCAAAGUUCUUCGCUACCGAAGGAAAUGACUUUCAGUUGACUUGUCAUGUUGAACUUCAGGGUAGCAUUCCUUACACUGCUGUUUUCUAUCACAAUGAUCAUGUUCUAACUUCGAAUGAUUAUCUCUCGGUGUCUGAACUUCAACAUGAGCCAACCAAUCGACAGAAAUCACAUUUGAACUUAACUGUUCGACAGAGUGUGAAAGAUCGAGAUGAAGGCGAUUAUAAAUGUACCGUGAUGGAUUAUCACAACAAUACAAAUACUGGAAUAGCAACAAUGACGUUUGUAACAGAACCAGUCAUAGAACUUCAUCCAACAAAUCCCAUAAUAAAAGUUGAGAAAGGAAAGAAGCAAGUUCAAUUUCUAAUUGAAUAUACUGCAUUUCCUUCAGCGACAUUUUACUUAUACGAUCCAAAUAAUGAACAAAUAUCAAGCGAUAUGGAUGUGAUGAAUAGAAACAAAUAUGACGUCGAUAUAAGAACUGAUCAAUAUAAAUUUAAAGUUAAAUUCCCUGACUUAAAUGAUUAUGGAAAUUAUUCAUUAGUUGCAACAACAGUUGGAAGAAAUUUCACAACUUCACUUAAGCUUGUCGUUUCUGAUAAACCAACUGUUAGUAUGGAUGAUGUUUAUGUAAUGGCUGGUGAAGAAGUUCACAUGAUCUGCAAAGUUUUAGCACAUCCAGAAGCUGAAAUCACAUGGUCAUUCCAACCAUGUCAAGAUUUAUCUUUAUGGCCAAGUUGCAGGAAAGAAAAAAACAAACACCAAAUAAUCGAAAAAUAUCAGAUUGAAGAUGUAGAGUUGGAUUUGGAACCGCACAAGGAACCAGACCAUGAUGAAAAAAUUGACAGUCAACAAUCAUCAGAGAUUGCUCAAGUAUCAGAAAUUAAAUUUACACCAUCACAACCUGGUUCAGUUCGAUGUAAAGCUAGAAAUCGUCUUGGAUCUGACAAUGCAUCUGGUCAGGUGAAGCUUGGAGAUUUACCAAAACCUUUCAUGAUUUCUGGAUUAAAUGAAGAUCAGAAAAUUGCCAUUGGUGAUUUAAUUAAACUCGAAUGUGGCGCAAUAAUUUACAAUUACUCGAGCAACAUAAUAUGGAGAAAAGACGGUGAAUUAAUCGAGAAUUUGAAAGGUUUCAUUGUUGAAGAAACGAAUACGAGAUUCUCAUGGAGAAAGACAAUCACAUUCAGACACAUAGCGAAGGAAGAUGAAGGCGUUUAUGUGUGUGAAGCGUUGGUGAAAGGAUCUGAAGAACAUUCGGAUACGCUACAAGCUGCUAUCGCUGUUCACAACACAGAAGCUCCUGUUAUUACUUCAAAUUUCAAUCAGUCAACACUUCAACAAACACUCGGAUCAUCUUUGAAAUUAGAUUGUCUUGUAUCAGGUUUGCCUGUGCCAAAUCUUUUAUGGUACAAGAACGAUGAAGUUUUCACAGUCAAUGAAAUUGCUUCUGAUGAUAAAAGCUUACAGCGCAUAAUGAUUGACAAUGCAAACUCAAGCAUCACAUUUUCUGUUCUCAAGUUGGAAGAUGUUGGAACAUAUAAAUGUGUCGCCUGGAAUCGUGUCGGAUCAGACAUUAAAACAGUCGCAUUAGAAAUUCCUAUACAGCCAAAGAAUCAUAAAUACAUUAAUGUUGACCAAAAUCAUUACAUUAACUGUAGCGAUGGAAACCCUUAUACGGUUCAGCCAGGUGGUGGCCCAAUGGGUGCUGUCAAUCCCGGGGCGCAUUUAAAUUCUCAAGGCUAUGUCAGACAUUCAGGUUUCCAAAACGCGCAAAUUGACAGUUGCAACACUGAAGCCACGAUGGUGUCAUCAACGGGACAAAAAGCACCAAAGCCACCACUUGCAGAAGAAGAAAUCUUUUAUGUAAACAGUACAACUGAUGUUAAGAAUAGUUCCAUGUCUGACUAUUUGUCAAUGAGUCCCAAAAGUGGAACUGUUCGUUAUAAUUCAGGCGCUGGUCACAACUCAGAUUAUGUUCGACCAGAUUCACCCACAAUCACUAAGAAUCUUGAUACUAGUCCUAAGAAUAGAGCAAAACAUCCGAAUAAGAAAUCAGAACUUCCGGAAGAGAUUCCCAUGUUGAAGAGGGGUGAAAAUGGUGCAUUAGUUCAUGCGGAUUCAGAUGAAGAGCUUCAAAAUUCAAAUGCGUAUACAGAGAUGAGCUUUUCAAACAAGAAAGAGUUGGAUGAGCCAGAUCAACCUGAAUAUAAAAAUGUUUUUAAUUCUAGUGAUAAUUACAUAACUGAUUAUAAAUGCAUCAUGACUGACGGUAAAAGAAGUGAUUUUUCAUGUUUUGAUUCAUUUGUAAGCAUUGGAGGAGAAAGCGCGAAAAAACAAGAAAAACCUAAUCUCACAAAUGAAUCAAAAACAAACGAAUUGGAAAUAUUAAAAUAUCGGGCAGAAAUUAUCGACAAAAUCAGCAAAGCACCUGUGACUAUUAUAACAGCACCAACUGGAAGUGGAAAGACAACGCAAGUCCCUCAAUUUAUUUAUGAUGACUGUCAGCAACGAGGAGUUUAUUGCAACAUUCUCAUAAGUCAACCAAAAAAAAUUGCUGCAAUUACUGUUGCCAACCGAGUUGCUGUCGAAAGAGAUGUUGAAUUGGGAAAACUGGUUGGCUAUCAGGUUGGUUUAUCGAAAAAAACUGACGAAGAAAAUAUGGAAACAAAACUUUUAUUUUGUACAACUGGCAUUAUUGUUCAAAAGCUUGUCCAGGAGAGAGAAAUGAACAAAUACUCUCAUAUAAUACUUGAUGAAAUUCAUGAUCGUGAUAUCGACAUGGAUUUCUUAUUAAUAAUUGUCCGUGAUUUGCUUCUUGCUAAUUCAGCUGAUACAAGAAUCAUCUUAAUGUCAGCAACAGUGGAAGUAAAUAUUUUCUUUGAGUAUUUCACAUUUAAUUUGGAUGAAGGAAUUUUAAAACCAGAAUUAAUUCAACUUAAAACUCCACGGCCGUUUAAGAUUAAAACAUUUUUUUUGGAUGACUUAAAGCUUGAAGAUUACGCUUAUAUUGAUUAUGAUGAACCGGGAAUUACGUUGAAGACUUAUGAAUUAGCAAAAAAUAUAGUUAUUAAAAGGCUGAGUGAAAGCAAGAAGUCUAUUUUGGUUUUUCUACCUGGAAUUCAUGAAAUCAAUCAAUUAUAUGCCAUUCUUAAAAACAAACAGGAAAUCGACAUGGAUUUCUUAUUAAUAAUUGUCCGUGAUUUGCUUCUUGCUAAUUCAGCUGAUACAAGAAUCAUCUUAAUGUCAGCAACAGUGGAAGUAAAUAUUUUCUUUGAGUAUUUCACAUUUAAUUUGGAUGAAGGAAUUUUAAAACCAGAAUUAAUUCAACUUAAAACUCCACGGCCGUUUAAGAUUAAAACAUUUUUUUUGGAUGACUUAAAGCUUGAAGAUUACGCUUAUAUUGAUUAUGAUGAACCGGGAAUUACGUUGAAGACUUAUGAAUUAGCAAAAAAUAUAGUUAUUAAAAGGCUGAGUGAAAGCAAGAAGUCUAUUUUGGUUUUUCUACCUGGAAUUCAUGAAAUCAAUCAAUUAUAUGCCAUUCUUACAAACGAACAGGAAGUAGCAGAUUCUUGUCUCAUUUGCUUUCUUCACUCAAGUCUUUCAGCUGAAAAUCAACGUUUAGCAUUUAAGCCAGCAAAUAAACCUAAAAUUAUUCUGAGUACAAACAUUGCUGAAAGUUCCGUCACAAUCACUGGACCGGAAGUUGAUUGCGUCAUCGAUUUCUGUUUGAGCAAAAUUCUGGCAAUCAAAGAAGGUUCGAUAAUGGCAUCAUUAACAAUGGAAUGGGCUGCCAGAUCAUGUCUUCACCAACGUUCGGGUCGAACUGGAAGAGUUUGUGAUGGCGUCGUUUAUCAUUUAAUCGAACAAAAAUUUUAUCAAACUCUUUCGAGAUAUCCAAAACCACAAAUGAAAACAAAUCCACUUGAAAAUGUCAUUCUUCGUAUUAAACUUUUGGAUUUUGAACCGCCACUGAAAAUGCUCUCGAGAGCUUUGACUCCGCCACUGCAAGAGAACGUCAUCAACGCUGUUAAAGUCCUUAAAGAGCUUGGUGGCUUAGAAAGAGUUGACUCAAAUUUCAAAUUCCAUUCUGAAGAUGGAAAGUUAACUUAUGUCGGAAGAAUCAUGGCAAAUCUUCCAUUAGAUGCUCGCAUCACAAAAUUCAUUAUCGUUGGUUAUUUGUACUCAGUUUUGGAUGAAGCAAUCAUCAUUGGAGCUGGUCUCAACAUUGGCAAAAUCUUUCGAACUAGCUUCAUAAAUAAACUCGACGAUUAUUCUCAUAAAUUGACUUGGGCUGAUCAAUCAGAAAGUGACAUCAUUGCAAUUAUUAAUGCUUAUAAAUUAUGGCAACAUAAAACCGAACAAGGACAUUUUACUGACUACAAAAUUGAAGAAAAUUGGUGUGAACAGUUUCAUCUUGAACGAAAGAAUCUUCACGAAAUGCGACGAUUAGUGAGAGAAAUUUCAAGACGUUUAGAAGAAUUGAAAAUGGUUAAAAUGACUGGAAGUGAUUCAGUGACAUGGACAGAAAAUGAAAAACCAUUUGUGUUGAAGAUCUGCUUUGCUGCUGCUUUUAUUCCAAAUUAUUUCAUAGCUGGUGAAGUUUUUGAAGAGACAGAGAAGAAGAUUUACAAAGAACUUGGUGGAUCAGAUCCGAAGAAAACAAUUUAUUUCAAGAAAAUGGAGAAGAAUUUUGUUGGUGAAGUUUACGAAGCAAUUUUCAAGCAGAAGUUAAUCGAAUGUGGAAUUGCAACGAAAAACAGUGAAAUAAAAGUUAAAUUCGAUCGAGGAUCGUCGAAAGUUUUCGUGGAAUUUUCCAACGACAUGAUUGAUAGUAAGAACGAAGAAAGAAAAUCAUUUGUUGCUGGAAAUAUUUCUGCUGAAGUUUAUAAAGCUGUUUUAUUUCGACGUUUAUCAGGAAGCUUCCAUAUUAACGUUAUGGAUUCAUUUUCAACUCUUAAAUAUGCCAAAGACAACGACAUUCUCAUCACAGACGACCCUGGUGACAUUAAAAAUUUAAUUAAACAUCCGAAACAUUGCGUGUUGCCAUUAACAUGCGUUGAAGGUUCGUGGGUUGUUGUCAGUCACAUUGAACAUUGUGGAAAGUUUUUCUUACAACCAAUUGAUGAUGAAAUAUUAAAAAAACUUGAAAACAUUUGCGAGGAUUCAAUUUGUCACAUUCAAAACGUUGAACUUCAUCAAAUUUUGAUUGCUCAUCAUGAAAACAUUUUUAAACGUGCCAAAGUUAUGAACAUCUCAAAGGACAUUAAAAUUGCAGAAUGCUUUAUGUUUGAUUACGGAAUAACAGCAAAUAUAGAAAUCUCGAAACUUUAUAACAUCACAGAAGAAUUUUCCGAUAUUUUUGAUUAUCCUGAGCGAUGUUUUGAAGCAACUUUAAGUGGAAUCGAACCAUCGCAUUUGAAAUGUCCACGAGGAAAGUGGACAAUUGAAGCAAUAAAUUUCUUCAAAAAGUUAGCUUUGGGAAAGGAAUGUUACGCUAAAGUUUAUUCAGUUGUUGAAGAUAUUGCUUCAGUUGAGUUAGUGACAAGACACUUCGAACAAAUUGAAACGUUUUACGCUGUCAAUGAAGCCUUGGUUCAUGAAAAUUUCGCACACGAAUGUGAUGAAAGUUAUCCAAGUAAAAUUGAUCAUGCAAUUCGUAAGAAAAAUCAAAAAUCAGUGUCAAAAUAUGGAGCUGAUGUUGAAUUUGCUGGAAAGAUUAACAAACUUAUCGUUCGUUACUGUUCGCCACCUCCAAUGGUUCAAUGUGAUAAGAAAAUAUUCUUGCAAGGUCCUUUAUCUCCAUUGGAAACGAAACUUUCCCCUGUUCUUCAUCAAUCAAGAUGCACAGAAGUUAUUGUUGAUCCAUUGUCAGUAAAUUCUGUUAUUUUAAUCAGUGACCCUGGAAGUCGUCAUGGCCGUUUAUUGGUAGCUGCAAAUAUGACAAAAAAUCGAAAUGGAAUUGUUAUACAUGAAACUUCUUUGAUGCCUGACAUUAAAGGUUUACCAGUGCUGCUCGCAAUGAUGUUUUCACCUGAAGUUACUUUUGGAUACAAUAAAGAUCGAACACGAUUCGAGUAUAUAAAAUUUGGCUUAGGAUUCCACAACAUGAAUUGUGCUCCAUUCUUUUCACAACAUGACACAGUUUUGCCUGUUAAUAUUUUAUUGACCGAAGAAGAUUUCAUUGCUGUCAAUCGUUUACGAUUUCUCAUGUCGUAUUUGUUAAUGACACAACCGACUGAAGACAUUCCUUCAUUGGAAGAUGAACAAAAAGCAGAAUUGAUGCAGAAGAUUAAAGAUGAACUUUUUAAUAUUCUUGGUAAGAAACGUUUGCUGUUGCCAACUUCAUACGUUUCGUCGACUGAAAAGUGGUGUAAUUAUCCUGAUGAUGAGCAAAAAACAUUUGAAGAGCCUUUCAUUGACGGUGGAACUUAUCAUCUCAUUAAAAUGCCACUUCUAUCUUCAAAAAAUCAAGAAACGAUUGCUCGCCUUUCAGAAAACUUAAAAAAAGUUGAACAAAAUUUGAAAAUGUAUACAAAAAAUCUUUCGAGUGAUAAGAUAAAUAUAUCGACCUUUAAGGGUGAAGGUGAAUUAACGAAUCUACAGUUAGAUGAAAAUGUUUUGACAGAAUUACUCGAGCUGCCAUCAUGGCUUCGUCUAACAUCCGCAUGGUGCAAUCAUAUUUCCUUUAGAAUUUCAUGGGCUAAACUUAAAAGUGUUCCAAUCACAUUAUCGUUGGAUGAAGUGAAUAUUUCUGUAGAGACAUGUGAAAUUGCUAGAUCGGGGACACCAACUGCUGGCAGUGGAAUCCAAUCACUCAGUGUUCCCAUGGGCAAAUAUAGCUUUAUACAUAAAGUUAUUGAUGGCAUCACAAUUCUUGUGAAUACUGUAAAUGUCAACUUCAAAAGUCCAGCGUUUACUGCUUCAGUUCAGAUGUCAAGAAUCCGUGUUGAGUCACGUACACCAAAGUGGUUAGCUGCAGAGCUUCGUUUCACGAGACUGAAAGAUCCAAUACGUGGUCUGAUUCUUAUUUUUAAGGAACUUUCGUGGCAAACUGUAAGAAUUGAAGCAAGUUCAACGCAAGAUAAAAAUUUAACGCCAUUAAGACUGUUAACUAAUCAGGCAAAGUGUCGAAUCACUAUAAAAAAGAAAUUAUCAGAUUGUAGUGUGCUUUCAUCUCGACUUUUAUUAAUUCUUGAUGACUUAUUGUGGGUGUUGACUGAUUCCCAAUUGAAAGCAGCACUUCAUUUCGUUGACUCUUUAGCGGGACUUAUACAAGAAUCAAAUAAAACAAUUCAAAGGAAAAAAGCACAAAAGAAACUUGAAACACUUCCAGAAUAUCAAUCGUAUCUUGAUCAAUCAUCAGCCCGUCCUUCUGAGAACGCGACAAUCAUGACCCAAGCACAGAAAAUGUUCAGUGUAUUUGAUGUUCGUGAGACUUCUUAUCACUUCUUUAGUCAAAGGAUCGAUUUACAUUUAUGUGAUGAUGCUGGAACUGGUCGAUCAUUACAUCCUGACUUGAAAGAUGGUGGAGCGCUUCAGAUAUCAAUUCAUGGCUUUCAAAUUGAUUAUUAUCCUUAUCAUCUUGCGAAAGCAAAUCGAGCGCAUUGGCCAAAAUAUAAGGAAGUGAGUGUUCCACCUGCAAUGUGGCUAGAACAAUCUUUGAACAAUUUUAAAGAAUCACUUUUGACGUUGAGCAAUCCAAAUCGUCCACCAACUCAUGCUCCACUUGAGCGAACACCAAACCCAUUAAAUGGUCAUCAGUCAGGUGCUUCAACACCCACUCAAGCUCAAAUGUCUUCACCAAUGAAAAAGCAUGUGUUGGACAAUUUUUCGAAGCUUAUGACAAGUUGUGUCAUAUUAAGAAUAGAAGAUUUCACAUUAUAUCGUGUUACAACAUCAGGAAAGAAGCAAAUGCCAAAAGAAUUUGUCUCAGGUGAUAAAGAAAGAUUUUCAUUUCCUCCGGAAAUGCCAACAGUUCAUGCCGAGUUUACAUACUUUUACUAUCCAGGAGACUUUGUGUUUCCAUUGCCACCGACAAAGUGUUUCGUUUAUCUAAACCCAAUUCAAGUGAAUUUCGAUGUUGAUAGUUGUCUCUGGUUUGCAUCGUUUGGCUUGGGUCUACAUGAGUCAUUAAUGACAACAAACGUUGCAGAUAAUAUGAAUUCACCAACAACAAAUUCAGUUGAACCAUCGUUGAUGUACAUGGACGUUAAACUCGAAGCCAUCAUGCCAAGACUGAUAUUUGAAUCAUCACGUGAUGUUUCAGCAAUGCAAAAGGAUCGCCCAAAAAAUAUGCAAAUACAAGUGUCAAGAUUUGCUGUAACAAAUAUAAGAGAAAUGGGAGCAUCGCGAGCUGAUCUUGCACAAGCAAUUCAUUCACUUCAAGAAGGAACUCUCGUGUUCUCGUCAGGAUUUCCAUCAAAAUCUGACGAUCUUUCGAUUGUUACUGAUAGAAUUCUUUCGCAUAUUGCUGCCACUGAUGUAUCAACAACACAACCAAAUUCACCAAUUCCAUCGUUGAAUCAAAUGUCACGUUAUGCUUUGUGGAAUGACACAAGAGACGUUUGGUGCAUUAAGAUUGAUCCAGUUUGGAUUGAUUUCUUUGGCGCUCGUUCUAUUGGUGUAAAUCGAUCAAUUCCGUUUAUCGAUGCAGUUCCAAUUACACUUUGGAUUCAUGGUAAAUCACAAAUCGAUGAUAACAUUGCAGUUAAAAUGGAAGAAAGAUUAAAACCACCACCAAAAGCGUCAAUGGAAUCAACAAAAGUUGAUGAAAUGAUUUUAUCAGUGUCGUCACUCACAAAAGAGACGCACAAUGGUGGAACAUUUAUGUUCAACAGUCUCGAUUCGGUUGUUUAUUCAAAAGGAACGAAUGAAAAUGUUAAUAACCAUGAGACGAUGUAUGAAGCAACAAGUGGCGUCAAUGAGAAAUCAACAAGUGACAUGAAUGUGGAUGAAAAAUCAGCUGACUUGCAUGUCAUAGCUCAUUUUGGAAAUUUAGUAAGCAUACAAUUAGAUCAUUAUCAAUUCCUCUUUCUCAUGCGAUUAGCUGAAGAGGUAAACGAGUUAACAACAUUCUUGUCGAUGGAUAGUAAACGAAUUAUGCAAGAGAAGAAUGCAAAUCAAUCGGUGAUUAUUGGUUGUGUUAUUCCACAAGUGGAAGUGACGUUAAUUAUGCCGAGUCAAACACCAGGAAAGGAAUCAAGUGGAGGUGAUGGUGAAAGUGUUCUUCCUGAUUCAGCGAGCUUAGGUGAUGAUCUUCAUACGACGAAUAGUGGAUGGCAACAAGGAAGUUUCUCACUUGAUGGCGGAAAUCGAAUGAAUCCAUUUAGUUCUAUGGAAUCGCCGUCACCAGUAAAACAAGAGAAAUUCGAUUAUCCAAUCGAAACAAAAUCAAAUAUAAAGUUUAACAUUCCAAAAGAAAAUGAAGUUCAAACGACAACUGCUGUUCAAAAUAAUGCUUCGUCGUCAUCCUCAUCGUCUACUUCAACAUUGAAGAAUAAAAGCCGAACGUCGAUUGAUAACAGCAUCAUUCCAAAAGAACUUAAUACUGGUCUUAGUCAAAUGAAAAAAGGAUUUUCAAACUUUAUGACAUCAAUUGACACAGCAUUAAAAACAAAUACAUCAUUUGAUGAUAUAAGUGAUUCGAUUUCUAUUCAAUCUGAUUAUUCAGACGAUUCUGAACUAUUCACUGUACUUGCUGACAGUGACAAAGCGACAACAGAUUGUAAUGAUUUCAUGUUUAAACUCAAUCCAUUCAGUUCUGAUGUUAACAAUAAACUUGCACCUGUUGAAGUUGCUUCAGAGGUUUGUGAGGAUCCAUUUUUAACAAACAUGUCGUCACCUUCGGAACCGUCUGAUGCCAGUAGUUUAAGACGAAGAGAUUUGGUUUCGAUGGUAACUUUUAGGUUGACAACUGUUGAAUUAAUACGACACAACAUCGGAUCAUCAUCGGUCGCUCGUGUUCAAGUCGCAGCUGUGUCAUUAGAAGAGAUCAAAAGUUCCAUGACUCGUCCUAAAACAUUUCAACUUGAAAAUCAAAGCUUUAUUUUAAACUUUCUUCCUUUAUUCUUUUUCAUCAAUCAACAGUGUUCAGCGAUACCAUGGGAUGAGUUACAGACGAAGUUUGGAGCGAGAUGUCGAGCAUGGAACGUUGCACCUUACAAUGCUGAAGCAAAGCCAGUUGUUGCUUUGAGAUUUGAAGAAGAAUUAAACUUGCCAACAGAUCUUUCGACAAUAACUGACAAGAAAUCUGUCAAUUGCUUCUUUGAGAGAAUUUUAAAUGUCAAAGUUGUUGACUUUAAACUUCCAUCGAUACAAAUGAGCACAGUUAUUGGACUCACAGAUUUGACAGAAGACGAAAUUAUCACACCGCCCAUUCCAAUGAAUGUUGAUCUUGAAAAUAUUAAAAUAAAUAUCAUCGAAGAUCGUCCGCCAGUUAACAUAACAUCACCAGGUCCAGUUCCAUUAAAUAUCGCAAUAGGAAAAAUGAAAAUUACACGAGAUUUGUCGGGAGUUUUUCACCUUCAACCAUUGGAGAAAAAAGUUCAUGUGGAAACAUUUUCAGACGGCGAUGACAUGAUAUGGCAAAAGAAAGAAAAAGAUCGUGAAGUUCUGUCAAUGCAACUGGUGAUGCAACAACUUAAAGUUGAUAAUGAUCAAUUACGACGACAAGUUGUAGUAGCUGAAAAGAACAUGGAAGUUAUUCGUCAAAGAGUUAAACAAGAGAAUGAUAUAUUGAAGAGUUAUUUGAAAGCAGCGCAAGAUGAUAUCGCGACGCUUCUUGACGAAAAGCGAACUCUUAUGGAUACAAUUAAGUCUUUACAGAACCAAUUAACGGCAAUCGAGCCACGCGAUGGCAAAAGAUAGUACAUGGACUGCAUGCAAUGUUGUGGUGAAGACACAUUCUGAAAACCGAUUCUUUUAUUCCCCGUCAUUGCAUCUACUUUAAUUAAUCCAAAUCAUCACAGGAAAAGACGAGCAAAGUUAGCUUAUAAAAAGAACUUUUUUGCACUAAUAACAGUUUUUGUUUGUAAACUACUUAAAAAAAAGUUGCUAUUGAUGUUCUAUUGAUGAAAAAGCAAUUCUAUGAAUAUCAGGGGGAUCAUUAUAUGUUUAGGCUUAAUUCAAUAAAAGAAAAGUUGAUGUUUCCUGUUACUUUUAUAUUUCCUGCUUCUUUUUAUUCCAUCGUCGAAAUGUUAAUGUCUACUUUUUGAUUUUUUUAUUGGAUUAUCUUGAAUGAUUCUUCAUAUCGUCGUCACGAGAGGUUGAAGAGGUGAAAAAUUUAGUUAGGAACGAAAUGAAAAUUGAACGAAUUUAAAAGAGUUUGAGGUCGCGAAAUGUUAGUGACAAUAAAUGAGGAAUCUUAAGGAAACUUUACAACAAAGCAUUGAACUAAAUUAUUGAUUUUAAUCAUCUAACCUUUGAACUUAAUUAAUUAAGAUCGCGGACUGGUACUCGAACUUUAAAGCCAUUGAGAAAGUUCGAAGUACCGCUUGUGAUUUUAAUUAAACAUUUUUAAAUUUCUCCUUGUGACGUCCAAAAUUUUAAUCUGCUUUUAAUUAAAUUAUAUCCUAAAUUAAAGCUAUAUCAAACAUUAAUGUCUAAACUUUGAAGAAACUGAAACAUUAGUUAGGAAUUUGUAAACAAAAGAAAAAAUAAAAAAACAAAAACAAUUCUAAUCAAAUAUAAAAAUCGAUAAAUUAAGAAAUUGUUGUUGUGUUUAAAUAUUAUUUUCUUGGUAGUAAUUUUUCUGUUAUUCACUGAACGAUGAAAGGGAAAAGAGAAAAUAAUUUAUCAGAUAAACUGAUGUAGAUUAAUACUAAUUACUAACUAAACUCCAAACUAUCGGCCAGUCAUCAAAAAAUUAACAUUUUGAUUGUGAUAAAGUAAAGGAGAAACAGAAAUGGAGAGAGUGAGGGGGAGUAGAGAGAGAAACUAUUUAUCUACUUUUAGUUUUUAAAAAAUUGAACUUAUAUGACAGUAAAGUGCUUUCGACUGUGUUGUUACAUUUUUGUUUGCUGUUU
Messenger RNA from Clunio marinus, 13221 nucleotides. Lineage: Eukaryota; Metazoa; Arthropoda; Insecta; Diptera; Chironomidae. The record is from the annotation of a GenBank genome assembly.